GCGCAGACUGAUCGUGUGUUUUGGUACUGGACGUGUCGGAGAAGGCAAAAGCGCAGUGCUGUCUACAUGAGCGGAGAGCUUGCGUCGUUCCUCCUGCAACUGCGGACUCUCUUGCCUCCUCCCACCGGCCGCCCCCGACCGUCGGAUGCUUACACCAUGCCUUCGUCGUCGAGAAACGUGGCUUCCCUCGGAGACAUUGGCGGUCACCACACCCCUCCGACUUUCAGGUUGUACAGACGUCUGUGAAGAACAUCUUAUCCCUGAGCAGCAGGUAUAAACCUCCAAGAUGACGCAGGAGAAACCACAGCCCCCCCAUAUUAAAAAAGAAGAGGAGGAGCCACAUCCUCCCCACAUUAAAGAGGAAGUUGAGGAGCUACAUCGCCCACAUGUAAAGGAGGAAGAAGAGGAACACAUUAUCAGUCAGAAUGUAGAGCAUCUUGAAGGAAUGGAGGUGGAUAUCUCCAAGAUUCCAUUAAAUAUUGUCAUUGUGAAGAUCGAAGAUGAUGAGGUCAAUGGUGAAAGUGAGGAGAAGAGAGAGGCGGAGCCUCCAAGCAGCAGCUCAACUCAACACAUGGCAACAGAAGCUGAUGGAGACCGCCGUGGAAGAUCAGAAGCAGACAAUCUCAUAGCUCCAAUAUCAGAUAGUGAUGACAUGACGUCACACUCUUCUGACACUGAUGAUGAAGACUCUGAAGCUGAUACAGGUCACACUGACAACACACACUUUGAAUGUUCUCACUGUGGCAAAACUUUUAAUUACCGUUGUAAUCUGAAAACGCACAUGAGAACACACACUGGUGAGAAACCUUUUUCCUGUGUAAGCUGUGGUAAAAGUUUCACGCAAAAUCAUCAUUUGAAAACACACAUUAGAAUACACACUGGUGAAAAACCUUUUUCUUGUUUAUUAUGUGGUAAAGGUUUUACACAAAAUCAUAAUUUGAAGGCACACAUGAGAAUACAUGCUGGUAAAAAAACGUUUACUUGUUCAUUUUGUGGUAAAGGUUUUACACAUAAUCAUCAUUUGACAGGACAUAUGAGAACACACGCUGGUGAAAACACGUUCUCCUGUUCAAUCUGUGCUAAAGGUUUUGCAGACAAUAUUGCUUUGGAAUCACACAUGACAACACACACUGCUGAACAACCUUUGUCCUGUUCCAUCUGUGCCAAAGGUUUUACAGAAAAUAGCCAAUUGAAAACACACAUGAGAAAACACACCGGGGAAAAACUUUUUAACUGUUCAAUCUGUGCUAAAGGUUUUACACAAAAUCAUCAUUUGAAAGCACACAUGACAAAACACACAGGUGAAAAACCUUUUUCCUGCUCAAUCUGUACUAAAGGUUUUGUACGAAAAGAUACCUUGACAAGACACAUGAGAUCACACACUGAUGAGAAAGUGUGAGUUGCAGUAUGUGUGAUGAAAGAUUCUCCUAAAUGUACCAAAGUAAGAACCAUUCAAAUAUAUUUUACGCACUUAUUUACAGUAUAUUGUUUUUUUAAUUGAAGUGCUACAUAUGUUAUUUCUAAUUCUAAAUAAUUUCAUUGAUGAUAUCCUUUGUAUGAUAUACAUACAGGUCUUUGUUUCAUACUUUUGCUUUUGAGUGUACAUAAAUCCCUCUUAGUUCAUAUCUAUCGGUUCAUAUCUGAAACAUCUUCCAGAUCACAUCUGGAAGCAUUUUAUUAUUUACUUUAUACAUAAUUUGAGCCGUCUUGUAUUCUACGGGAUCAGUUGUUUGACCCUUUUCCCAGCGCACUUUUACGGGGCGCAGCCCUUGUUGCAACGCAUGCAUGUUCCAGUUCUGUCUACUCUGUAUGAUGUAUGUCUGAUUUUGAACGGGUUUGGACUGAAAAUGUAAUUUAGUUGCAUUUUUCAAUUUCAAUGACAAAGUGCUAUUCCAUGUGUGACUUUAAUGAAUCAUUUGUCUAGUCUUGGUAAUCAGUUCUAUGAAUUAUCAUUAUUACUCCCUUAUGUGAAAUGACUAUUUGGUUUGUGAUUGUUCAAGAUGUAUGUCCCCAGGCCUCUAUGCAACAUGCAAUGUAUGCUUUAAGUAAAAUUGGGCACGUUAUAUGUGGUAAA
Molecule: messenger RNA, 2074 nt
Organism: Nerophis ophidion (straightnose pipefish)
Lineage: Eukaryota; Metazoa; Chordata; Actinopteri; Syngnathiformes; Syngnathidae
Product: gastrula zinc finger protein xLCGF3.1-like
Exons: 3
Coding region: 287-1399 (370 amino acids)
Cellular component (GO): nucleus
Source: RefSeq, a predicted model, not a curated record